UUUUAUACCAAACCCUACAUAGUUUUAACCUUAAAUUUUUUUAGAAUGAUACUAGUUAGAAUAUAGCUGUGAAUAGUUUGUCAUUAACGAUACUAAUAAGGCUCAAAUAACUGGCAAAAUUGUUUUUUGUUUUUAACUUUAAGAGUAGGCUGAGACUGAUCAUGACACAUUGACAGGGAGUCUGAGAAGUAACCAGAUUGCCGACAUUGUUUAGAAAUGGCUGUUAGUCAGUACAGUACAUGUCCCCACAUCACCAUUGUGGGAGAUUAUACCAAAGAAGACAUAAUUAAAAAACAAGAGUUAAACAGGUGUGAUUCAUGUUUGAUUCCUGGACCAUAUCUUUGGGUCUGUUUACAUCGUGACUGUUUGUACGUGGGUUGUGGAGAAGCUUCAGUUGACCACAGUAGCAAACACUUCAAGGAAAAACCUGAUCAUUCUUUGACGCUAAACUUAACAACUCUGCGUGUGUGGUGUUAUCUGUGUGAAUGUGAAGUAUUCCUAGAAAAUAAUGAUCCACCACUGCCAGGAAUGAUUACUGGUCCAAUGCGACAUAUUUCUUCCAGUAAGGUAUAUGUAGCUGAUCCUGACACUGAUGAUGAGGAAGAUGAUGAUGGGCAAAAUUUGAAACCACGAGGUCUAACGGGGUUGCAGAACCUUGGAAAUACUUGCUAUAUGAAUUCUGCCAUUCAAGCCUUAUCAAAUUGUCCUCAGCUGACCAAUUUUUUCCUGGACUGCACUUCUUCUGUGCGAUCAGACAAAAAACCAAAUUUGGCAAAAAGUUACAUGAAAUUGGUGAAAGAAAUGUGGCACAAGAAAAGGCCUAGCUACAUUGUCCCUUCUUCUGUGGCAUAUGGGAUUAAAAUGGUGUUUCCUGUAUUUAGAGGCUAUGGGCAACAGGAUGCCCAAGAAUUUUUACGAUGUGUAAUGGAUCAGCUUCACGAGGAAUUAAAAGAACCCACUUUUGAAGUAGAUAGCAAUGUUUCUUCUGAUUGCAAUGAUGAUUAUGAUAGCUGCCAAGGAGAAGGACCGUUUGGUCGUCUAGAAGAUUCAAGCCAGUCAGAAGCUGAGUUUGAAACCUGUGAUUCAGGACUGAGCAGUGAGAAGAGUUCAUGUAAUGAUGAAAGUCCAGAGGCACGAGACUUUGUUGUUGCAGAGGAAGAUGUGAAAGGGAUACCCUCUGGAGUUGAUUAUAAUGGAGCAAGUUUACAACAGGUUCAACUGUCACUUAAUUUUCAACCAACCAGUGACCAAAGAGAUCAACAAGAAAACAACAGAGAAGGAAAUGAAACUGCCAGUGUUUCUCAGCAGGUCUCAACCCCAGAAGAAAAACGUAGCUUAGGAGCUGGUGACUGGGAUCGAGAAACCCCAUCCACAGAAACAGCAGAAGGACACUUCUUUCAGGAAAAAAAGCCUCCACCCAUAAGUCAGAGAAGCAAUCGUUCAUCAGAGCAGAGAAGACAAAGCAAUCAAGGAAUCUACUUGGGAAAAUUACAGACAGGAGCUGGAACUCGAAGUCAUGGACAGUAUGGUCAGAGAGAGAGGCUUUCUCCACCACCUCAGGGAUAUAGCUAUGGCAGUAAACCUCCUGGAAAGAGAAAAAAAUCUGUAAUUUAUCGCAGUGUUAUCUCAGAUAUUUUUGAUGGGAAAAUCCUGAGUUCGGUACAGUGUCUUACAUGUGAUACGGUUUCAACAACAAAGGAGACAUUUCAGGAUUUGUCUCUACCCAUUCCAGGUCGUGACCACAUUUACAUGCUACAUUCCUCCCUCAGUAACCAACAGAAAGGUGUUGUUGCAUGUACAGAUGCAUACAACAGUAAAGGCUGGUUCAACUGGUUGUUUGGGUGGGUGCUUAGCUGGUUUUGGGGCCCGACUGUCAGUUUGCAGGAUUGUCUAGCAGCUUUCUUCUCUGCAGAUGAACUGAAAGGAGACAAUAUGUACAGUUGUGAAAAGUGUAAGAAGCUUCGAAAUGGGAUUAAAUACUCCAAAGUUCUACAGUUACCCGAGGUUUUAUGUAUUCAUUUGAAACGUUUCCGUCAUGAGGUGAUGUUCUCUUCCAAAAUUAGUAGUUUUGUGUCUUUCCCAUUAGAAGGCCUGGAUAUGUCACCCUUUCUUCAUAAAAACUGCCCAAGAGAGACCACAACCUAUGAUCUUGUUGCUGCCAUCUGUCAUCAUGGAACAGCUAGUUGUGGACACUAUACAGCAUAUGCUCUGAAUUAUCUUAAUGACCAGUGGUAUGAGUUUGAUGAUCAGUAUGUUACAGCAGUAGACCCUCAGGUUGUUAAAAACUGUGAAGCUUAUGUCUUAUUUUACAGGAAAUCUUCGGAAGAAAUAGUUAAAAAGCGACAGCGAGCAGUAGAAUUAAUGGAAAGGAGCAAAAAUGAGGUGUGUGGUGGAGAGACAAUAAAUCCUGGUCUGCUGCACUUCUACAUUUCUAAACAAUGGGUUAACAAGUUCAACACCUUUGCAAAUCCUGGACCAAUCAGCAACUCUAAUUUUCUCUGUCCCCAUGGAGGUGUACAUCCGAGCAAAGCCUCUUUUGUGGAAGAACUGUGUACAGUCUUGUCUCAGUCAGUAUGGGAAUAUUUGCAUGAUACUUUUGGUGGGGGGCCAGCCUGCACCCAUCUAUACGUGUGUCCUUGUUGUUUAGCAGAUCAAGAAAACUUGGACCGUCGACGUACACAGGAACAUGACACCUUUGUAACUCUGAACAAGGAGUUCCAAUCUCUGGAGUCCCCAACUGUGGUAUACGCCAUCAGUAUGAGUUGGUUUAAACAGUGGGAAAGUUUUGUUCGAGCUAAAGAAAGUGAACCACCUGGCCCAAUUCAUAACUCUCCAAUUUGUGUAAUGAGGAAUAACCAACCCACCCUUAAAGCAGGUUCGGACUAUGGUUCCCUGUCAGAAGAGAUGUGGAGAUUUCUUUUGAGCACAUAUGGUGGAGGUCCUGAGAUCAUCCUCCAACAGAAUAUUCUCACCAUGCCAACAGCAGCAGCUCCUGUCGUUUCCCGAUCUGUAGGUUCAGGCUCAAUGACAGGAGUAUAUAGUUCCCCCUCUCUUUCGACAAAAGUAACCAUAUCUAGUCAAGUGGCUUAUACAGGAUCAUCUCCCUCUCUGAAUACGCCGCUAGCCACUGUCCGGCUCUCGGGCAAAAGGAAAACAAUAAGUAACGUUUCACUUGUUACACAAGAUGGUGUGGAUACAGAAACGGAAAAAGUCGAAGAAACUGAAAAUGUUUAAUGUAGGAAUAGUAUAAAGAUUUCACUUUAAAUUUAAUUUUUUAACUUAAAUUAUUCCCUAAUUAAUUUAUUUAUUUCAAAUCCUAAAAAUUUGGGGGAGGUUGAACUGUCAAAAUAAUAUUGUAAGAUGUAACACAGAGACAAAAGUAAUUUUCAAAAUGCUUACUACAUUAUUCAGGUUAAAGCAAACCAUUAAAAUGUAAGUCUUCACCUAAACUAAACAGAUAUAGAUUGUGUUGAAAAUGUUAAUGACUGUCACAUUUUUUGUGGGUAAAAUAAGUUAAUAAUUCAACUUAGGUUGUUUGACAGUAUUAAUUCUCAACAAAUUAGUCUUCAAGUUAAUCAAUUAAACCUGUUUAAGUGUCUAACCUGUCACAUGAUAGUCAUUGUUAUGUUGAACAUUUUUCUUAAUGUUUCUUUUAAAUUUUAAAAUUACUGUAUAAACUUACUAAAACUGUUUUACAGAAAAAUGUCCUUAAGAAAUGUUAUUGUAUUUCUAUUGUUGCUAUAUUUAUAAUGUUCAAAAUUAUCCAUUAAACAAGACUUCUUUACAGUAAAGAUCUUAAUGAGAAUUGUUGUUAGCAUUUUAAUAUGUGUCGCUACAAAAUGAAGAAUAUUUUAAAUACAUUAAGUAUUCUGUUAGCUUGUUGAUACGUUUUUGAUCAUAAUGUAAAUAUGUUUUUUCCAUAGUUGUAUACUCUUCUACCAUAAAAGAUGUGUUUUUCAGGCAUGUUUUUUCUUUCAUUCUCAACUUUAUGACUGUUUGCUUUCCUUUUUGAAUUAGAAAGCAUGAUAAUUAAUCACUGUUGUGUGUAACACACCAUAAACCACAUAAAUUCAUGUUAGUGUGAUAAGAAUUACAUCUAACGCUAUAAAUCUAUCAAUAGAUUUUUAGAAUGUUUAUUAAUAUCAUAAAAGUGUGAUCAUUAAUGUUUAACAUUGGGAAUUGUCAUAUGGAACCAUAUACAGAAUUGUAGAGUGUGAAUACAACUUGUUGCUGAUCAAGUUGUAAUUGGUAUUAGUAGAUAAGGAUGAACUUGUACUUUAUUAAAUUUGAGUUAAAAUUAUA
Messenger RNA from Limulus polyphemus (Atlantic horseshoe crab), 4302 nucleotides. RefSeq names its product ubiquitin carboxyl-terminal hydrolase 20-like. Gene Ontology annotation, biological process: protein deubiquitination. NCBI's taxonomy places the organism in Eukaryota, Metazoa, Arthropoda, Merostomata, Xiphosura, Limulidae. The record is from RefSeq and is a predicted model, not a curated record. Gene Ontology annotation, molecular function: cysteine-type deubiquitinase activity; zinc ion binding. The transcript is spliced from 21 exons. The coding region runs from base 217 to 3234 and encodes 1005 amino acids.